Annulohypoxylon maeteangense is the source of this 1176-nucleotide messenger RNA. RefSeq lists its product as uncharacterized. The record is from RefSeq and is a predicted model, not a curated record. Bases 1 to 1176 code for a protein of 391 amino acids. The transcript is spliced from 3 exons. Lineage: Eukaryota; Fungi; Ascomycota; Sordariomycetes; Xylariales; Hypoxylaceae.
AUGUCUAGUGUCAUCAACAAGGUCAAGGAUGCCGUAUCCGGCAACCAUAACUCUUCCACCACUCAUGGUGCCUCUGAAGGCACUCACGGACCUCACACCAGCCGUGUUGGAAAUGCCGCCGAUCCGAGAGUCGACAGCGACCGCGACCACCGCGCUGCGCCAGGCUCGACCAUUGGCGGCUCUCAAACACACACAUCUGGUGGUAACUACACCCACGGAACUACGGGUACAACUGGCACUACGGGCACUACAGGCUACACAGGCACCACGGGGCAGACAACCUCAGGGCCUCAUAGAUCAGACAUAGCCAACAAGGUUGAUCCCAGAAUUGACUCUGACCGAUCCGGUCACUAUGCAGGCAACGCCGCUGGUGACUACGGUGGUAGUGGACCCGAAGGAGUUUCUGGCCCACACAACUCUCGUCUAGCCAACGCCGUCGAUCCUCGCGUAGACAGCGACCGAGAUGCCAGCCGUACUGUCGGAAACACAUACGGCAGCUCUGGCACUGCCGGAACGACGGGUGCCGGUUACACUCCUGGGAGCACCACGGGAACUACGGGAACUACAGGCAACCACUUCAAUAGCUCCACGGGAGGUACUGGGUACGGCACAAAUGAUACUACCGGAACUACUGGUUCUACCGGUAUUCACGGCACUCAUGGGAAUCAUGGUACUGCUGGCACCCACGGCACCCACGGCACUACUGGUACCCAUAACACUACCGGCACCCACGGUGCUACUGGUACACACGGUAUUGCCGGCACACAUGGCACUACCGGCACACAUGGCAAUACCGGCACAUAUGGCACUGUCGGAACGCACGGGUAUAGCACGGGAGCAACCGGUACUCACGGCCAAGGGGUAACCGGAACGCAUGCAGCAAAUUCCGGCCCGGGUCCCGCUCCCGGCACCGCCGGUCCUCACAAGAGCGACAUGAUGAACAAAUUAGACCCACGAGUUGACUCGGACCUGGACAAUUCCAAGACAUUCGGCGGCAACAAGACUUACCAGUCUGGGAACUAUUCUGCCAAAGAUCCUACGGACGCUGCUCAGGUACCUCCCUCUACUUUGCGACAACACAUCGGCGAACCUGUGGUUGAACAUGGCGACCAGAAACACGGUCAUAACCAUAGGAAUAACGUGACAUCUGCUCAGGAGGGACACAGGGGUUUAUAA